ACCACCCACGAUUGCCCAAGUCAAGCCAAUAGGUCAACCGAACCCAGAAACCUCCAAGAGCCGCAGAGUCGGUGGUCUUCGAUCGUCAUCGCCGUUUCACCCAUGGCUGGACCAUCUUGGUUGGUGGACAAAAAGAGAAUCGCAACAAAAAUCAGGAGUGCAUCUGCAAGUGAUCCUGGAAGAAUCAAAUGGCAAAGCAACCCAACUAGAGCUUGCCCAAACUGCCAAUAUACAAUCGACAACAGUGAUGUUUCUCAAGAGUGGCCAGGAUUACCCAAGGGUGUGAAAUUUGAUCCAACAGAUCAAGAGAUUAUAUGGCACUUGCUUGCAAAAACUGGUGCAGGGGAUUUGAGACCCCAUCCUUUUAUUGAUGCAUUUAUCACAGAUUUUGAUGGUGAUGACGGAGUCUUAUGUUCUCAUCCAAAGAAGCUGCCUGGUAUCAAGCAAGAUGGAAGUGUAUCCCACUUCUUUCAUGUAGCAAUUAAGGCUUACAACACCGGUACUCGAAAGCGUCGAAAAAUACAUGAUGAUGAUUAUGGUGAUAUCCGCUGGCACAAGACUGGAAGGACUAAACCAGUGAUCCUGGACGGGGUUCAAAGAGGGUGCAAGAAGAUUAUGGUUCUGUAUACAAGCACGGCCAAAGGAGGGAAAGCUGAGAAAACCAAUUGGGUCAUGCACCAGUAUCACCUUGGAACUGAUGAGGAUGAGAAGGAAGGGGAGUAUGUUAUUUCUAAAAUAUAUUACCAGCAACAGCAAGUCAAGCAAGCUGAUAAAACUGAUCAAAAUUCUCCUGAAAGUAGUGAUCCUGUGAUUCAAGCCGACCCGGUUACUCCUAAGUCAGUGAUUCCGGAUCCUGUGAUUCAAGCCAACCCGGUUACUCCUAAGUCGGUGAUUCCUGAAGCUUUGAACCCUGAUUUUAAUUUGGUAGAAGAUAUUCCUAUUACUUGCGCAGAACCCAACUCAGUAACUCCUGAACCUCCGCGCCCUGAAAGGAGACAAUCUACUCUUGGUUUUGGGGAAGGUACUCAUAUUGCUUCCACAGAUCCCUUUCUUCAGAUGCAAAUGAAUCAUCAUGAUAUGGACUGUUUUGAAGAUGAAGUUCAUCAUGGAUAUGAACAGUCUGGCUCUCAUGAUCAACACAGCGUAGAGAUUCCAAAUGAUGAAGCAAUAAACAAUGAUGUAAACCAUACUCAGGAAGAUCCAAAGUGGUGGGACAGUGAGUCACAGAAUCUGCUAGAUUCACAACAACUCGUGGAAGGCUUGUCUUUGUGUGAUGAUCUCCUUCAGAGCCAAUCUCCAAUUAGGGGUGAACAUGGAAAUGAGCCAGCACAGAUCAAACCAUGUCUUGCUGAUUAUGCUAAGCUAGGAGCAGAAAAUCUAAAGAAGGAUCUAGAGGAGUGCCAAAAUAUUACCCUCGAUCCUGCUAACAUGGAACUUGGAACACCUCCAGAUUUCCGACUUAGCCAGCUUGAAUUCGGAUCACAGGACAGUUUCCUUUCUUGGGGUGGCAAAUUGGCUGAGUGAUUUGGUCGCAUUAGUAGUGACCAUCUUUUGAGUAGACCAUGCCUGAUAAUCAUCUCUGCUGAGUGUCCAUCUCUAACCCUUUGUAGUACAGCUUGAAUUGACAUCUGGUGGUAAAGUACCGCCCUUUUUGUAAACUUUAAGUCACAAAAAUUUGAUAUUCAAGCACUGAUCAAAACUUGCUCUUUUGCUCCCUUUGCGCUUCAAAUUACAUAUCAGAUCAGGUUUCGGGUUUUCCUUGUAACUUCUGUAUUCUAAAG
Messenger RNA from Fragaria vesca subsp. vesca, 1781 nucleotides. Its product is annotated as NAC domain-containing protein 8-like. The record is from RefSeq and is a predicted model, not a curated record. NCBI's taxonomy places the organism in Eukaryota, Viridiplantae, Streptophyta, Magnoliopsida, Rosales, Rosaceae. Gene Ontology annotation, molecular function: transcription cis-regulatory region binding; DNA-binding transcription factor activity. The transcript has 6 exons. Gene Ontology annotation, biological process: regulation of DNA-templated transcription. Gene Ontology annotation, cellular component: nucleus. Bases 103 to 1524 code for a protein of 473 amino acids.